This is a messenger RNA of Boeremia exigua, 336 nucleotides long. RefSeq lists its product as uncharacterized. The coding region runs from base 43 to 288 and encodes 81 amino acids. Lineage: Eukaryota; Fungi; Ascomycota; Dothideomycetes; Pleosporales; Didymellaceae. The transcript has a single exon. The record is from RefSeq and is a predicted model, not a curated record.
GUCGUCUCUUUGGCUGGCGAAGCGCUUGAGAUUGCGCUGUAAAUGUUAGCCUCAAGUCUGUAUAUCGUCUUUCUCCAGCACAGUUCAGCUUUGCUUACCCCUGGCUUGGCGACAGUGGCCGGUUGGGUCCUCCCUUUCGACCCAGGUACUGCCGGGCCUCCAUCUUUUUGUCCUUUCGGACACCAAACUCUUUGUCCAGUAUGUACUACACCGCUCAAUUUUCUUGUCGUCACUGGACAGAGUCAUCUCGACUCUCCCCUUGACAGAACCUUUCUCGACCAUGCCUAAAGCCAUGGUGCAGCCUGAGUCGCUGCACCCAGACUGCUCUGAGGUGCC